GUCCCUUCCUGCCUCAGGGAAUGCUGGGAGCUCUGGUUCCUCCUUGUGCUUCGAGUGGUGCUGGUGAUUCUGGGAUGGAGGUUUGUACACCCAAAGAUUUGACACUAGAGUCUUCGCUGGGGGGUUCUAUUCCAGCCACAAGGCAAACCAGACUUUUCCGUGGAUAAUUCCAAGGGCAGGGGGCUGGAAAACUCAUUUCUAUUCUGAGGUCAGGCCGGUGCCGGUCCUCUUCUGGCCAUCCAAAAAUCCUGCCCCACCUCCUGUAUUGAGCUCAUUUCCAAGGUCCUGUCAAUUUGGGUUCUUUCCCUUUGAGCAGGCAGAAGGCGUCGGAGCUGCAACACCGAUGGCCGGGCCAGAUUCCUCCCGUUCCCCCCUCAGCCCCGGGAGUCCCCGACCAUCGGAAAGUGCCAAGGAGAGCAAAGCUGAAAGGAAAGUGAGAAAGCUGGAAAAAGCCCUCAGUGCAAAGCUGUCUGCUAUAGAGGAGAUGGAAAGAGAAUUGCGUCAGGCCCGAGGGCAGGCAAGGGAACUGCGGGAGCAAGUGGCCCAGCUCCGGAGGGAAAACCUCUCCCUCCGUCAGCAGCUGGUGCAGGUGCAGGAGAUGGCCCAACAUGGACUGGCAGAAGGCGUCGGAGCUGCAACACCGAUGGCCGGGCCAGAUUCCUCCCGUUCCCCCCUCAGCCCCGGGAGUCCCCGACCAUCGGAAAGUGCCAAGGAGAGCAAAGCUGAAAGGAAAGUGAGAAAGCUGGAAAAAGCCCUCAGUGCAAAGCUGUCUGCUAUAGAGGAGAUGGAAAGAGAAUUGCGUCAGGCCCGAGGGCAGGCAAGGGAACUGCGGGAGCAAGUGGCCCAGCUCCGGAGGGAAAACCUCUCCCUCCGUCAGCAGCUGGUGGAGGUGCAGGAGAUGGCCCAACAUCGACUGGCAGAAGGCGUCGGAGCUGCAACACCGAUGGCCGGGCCAGAUUCCUCCCGUUCCCCCCUCAGCCCCGGGAGUCCCCGACCAUCGGAAAGUGCCAAGGAGAGCAAAGCUGAAAGGAAAGUGAGAAAGCUGGAAAAAGCCCUCAGUGCAAAGCUGUCUCUAUCAGAGGAGAUGGAAAGAGAAUUGCGUCAGGCCCGAGGGCAGGCAAGGGAACUGCGGGAGCAAGUGGCCCAGCUCCGGAGGGAAAACCUCUCCCUCCGUCAGCAGCUGGUGGAGGUGCAGGAGAUGGCCCAACAUCGGACUGGAGACUGCACCGAGGUCCGUUGGGAGCAAGAGCUGGCACCAUUGACAGGAGGAAAAAAAUCUGAGCAAGAGCCACGGGAGCCAGUUGAGCUGGAAGUGGGGAAGCCGGUGGUGCAGGUUUCACCAGUGGACCUUAGACUGGUGAAGCUGGUGGUGCUCUUGCUUCCAGUGGAUGUUGGACUGGUGAAGCUGGUGGCACUGGUGCAGCCAGUAGAGCUUGCAGUGGUGGUGCCUGAGGUGGUGGUGAAGCUGCUGCUGGUGGUGCAGUGGUGGCCCAGCCGUGAGCUCGCCGACAUCCUGGAGGAAGGAGCCAUUCAUGAGUCCUGGGCAGAGGAAGGAGCCAUCAAGGAGAGCCAGAGCUCUGGGUUGGAGGUUUGUACACCCAAAGAUUUCACACUAGAGGAGCUGAGGGAACACGACCGAGAGCUUAGUGUUUGUGAGCGCUCAUCUGAGGGGCUGGAAACCAACCCAAGCUUGUCUCAGCAGGAGAGCAAAGAGGAGGCAGAAAGAGAGCUCUGUCGGGCCACUAAGGAGGCAGAAGAGCUGCGUGCUCUACUGGUUAAGAAAGAUGAAGAGAUAGAAGAUGCCAUCAAGGAGGCAGAAGGGCUGCGGGAGCAACUGGUCCAGAUGGAGAGGGAAUACAUUUCCCUCUGUGAUCAGCGGGUAGAGGAGGAGAACAAAGCUGAAGAGAAAGUGAGAAAGCUGAAAGAAGCCCUCAGUGUAAAAACAUAUACUUUAGAGCAGAUGGAAAGAGAACUCUGUCAGGCCCUAAGGCAGGCAGAGAAGCUGCAGGACCAACUGGCCCAUCGCCAGAGGGAAAACCUUUCCCUCCGUGAGCAGCUGCUGGAGAUGCAGAAGAUUGCCCGAGAUCCAUUGGUGGAAGAUGUCAGAGCUCCAAAACCCACAGCUGAACCAGAUUUCUCCCCUUCCCGCAUCUGCCCGUUGAUUCACUGGACAUCAGAAAGCGCCAAGGUACAAACGGUGCUGAGAAUACAGACUGAGACCUCAGUGUUUGUCAGGGCUCGCAGCCAAUCCCCUGGCUCAGCACCCGAAACCAGCCCCAGCUCACCCCAUCGGAAGGCUGCAAACAAGGUUCCCUCCAGAGACACCAGUGCACUUGUCCCCACAGCCCUGAUCCUAGGAGAGCAGGAGACGCCGAGCUCUCAGGUGGCCACCCCCCGGGCACAUCUCCAGGCUGUCCCGCAGCAGCAGGUCCGGACACUGGAGCUGGAGCAGGUGCAGCACAGACUGUUGCUGGAGAGUCUCCAGCAGUGGCACCGCGAGGACCUAGAACUCCUCGAGAGUGCCCACAGGAGCUGGGUGAAGGUGAUGGAGGAGACCUACAGGCAGCGGGAGGAGCGGCUGCAGCAGGAGAAGGAGCAGCUGAUGGCUCAGCUGCUAUCGCAGAGCCAGGACGCGGAGCAGGCACAAGCAGAACUAGUGGCACAGCACCAGCAAUGCCUUGCCACCCUGGAGCAGCAGCGCACACUGGAGCUGGAGCAGCAGCGCACACUGGAGCUGGAGCAGCUGCGGGAACUGCAGAGGUCUCUGAAUGGCGUCAUUGAGCAGUUCUCCAGUGACCUGCACAACCUUUUGCACAAGGUGGAGGCCAGGCACCACAGUACCGGGCAUUGCGACCAGCAGCUCAAGGUGCUCCAGGACUGGAUGUCACAGCAGCAGAGGGACAUGGAGGAGAGGCUGAGCCAGAAGGCUCAGGAGGUGAUUGCGAGAAUGGAGACCAGGCUGGGUGAGCACACUCGGCUGCUGGAACAGUUUCUGAUCCAGAAGCGAUGGAGGGCAACAGCAGAGCAAUCCGAAGUGGAAUCGCUGCAGCACUUGCUGAAGGAGCAGAGGCAAAUCAUGACCCAGCAGCUCUCCAUAGAACGAGCAGAACUGGAGAGGGCAAAGAGUGCUUUGCUGGAGAAGGAGAAGUCAGUGAUGCAGAAGUGCUCAGAGGAACGACAGAAGCUGGCAGCGGAGUGGGCCGAGGUUCGCACCCAGCAGCAGCUGAGCAAGGAGUGGAUGAAGCAUGAAGUGGAGCGCACCUUGCAGAUGCACUCCCAGAGAGAGGGCACCAUCCUGAGCCUGGCCAAGGAGCAGGCAGACCUGAAGAUCAGGAGCCGUGAGCUGAAAGCCAAGGAGGAGCAGCUGGCAAGGGACAGGGAGCUGCUGGAUGAGGCCUGGCGGGAGCUGAGGCUGGAGAAGGAGAAGGUGAACAGGUCUGCACUGCGCAUCCAGCAGCAGGAAGAGAAGAUUAAAAGCAUGACCAAUCUCUCAUCGCAGAAGUAUGACGAAGGGGAGCGAGCCUUGCGGGAAGCCUGCAGGAUGGAGUCGGAGCAGCAGAGCAGGCUGCAGGUCACGCAGCAGCACCAGCAUCUGCAUGAGGCAAAUACCCCCUCACCUGCCCAUCUUGGCCUGGGGCCACCGUGCCAAGGACCUGAACCUUUGCCAACAGCUUCUCUCUCUCCUUUCUCCUGGGGAUGGGGCAUGGCUUACCAGAGGCAACAGCUCCAAAACCUAUGUGAGGAUCUGCCCAGCAACUCCGCGAUGCUGCUUACCACAGAGCAGGACCUCAGUGCUCCUGUGAGAGGCCUCUCCACACUGUCAGCAGCAGCACCACACAGCUGGGAGGCUGUUCCAGGCCUUCCGCCUCCUCUCAGGAUGCUGGACGCUCCCUCAGCACAGCAUGGGGAGGAGCAGGGAAACCUACGAGUUCUACAUCAACCUGGAGCUGCUGAAGUUCCAGGCCCAGCAGGCGCUUUUGAAAGAGUCCCUGGAAAAAGCCCAGGAGGAAUUGGAGAGGAUGGAGCAGGACAUGCAGGAGCUGGAAGAGCAAACACACAGUAUCAAGGUAGUGCUGAGGCCACCCCCAUGCCAGGAGCGUGGGUCAGAGCGUGCUGGCUUUCACGGCUUUCCCCUGUGCAGGAGUCCUCAGAGGUGCUCAAAUCAGGGAUACUGAGUAAAUUUGGCAUCCUGAAGGAAGCCCUGGAGAGUUUCCAGUGCCGGACGGUAGCCAGGAUCAAGCAAGAGCAGGUAGCAGCACUGGAGCAAGUGGGGGAGAACUGGAGCCUCCUGAAGGACCACCUGUGCUUGGCCAGCACAGGGAGAGGGCUCAGCACCUUCUCACCUGCCCUGACCACAGGGCUCUUCUCCGGGUACCGUUGUUUUGUGGAAUCAAACCCUAUAACCCCAAAUGAGUUAUAAAGCAGGUAUGUUUAUU
Molecule: messenger RNA, 4436 nt
Organism: Cuculus canorus (common cuckoo)
Lineage: Eukaryota; Metazoa; Chordata; Aves; Cuculiformes; Cuculidae
Product: trichohyalin-like
Exons: 25
Coding region: 344-4420 (1358 amino acids)
Biological process (GO): establishment of epithelial cell polarity; cilium assembly
Cellular component (GO): ciliary basal body; ciliary transition fiber; centriole
Source: RefSeq, a predicted model, not a curated record